Molecule: messenger RNA, 2583 nt
Organism: Melozone crissalis (California towhee)
Lineage: Eukaryota; Metazoa; Chordata; Aves; Passeriformes; Passerellidae
Gene: SVOP
Product: SV2 related protein
Exons: 16
Coding region: 205-1836 (543 amino acids)
Biological process (GO): transmembrane transport
Cellular component (GO): membrane
Molecular function (GO): transmembrane transporter activity
Source: RefSeq, a predicted model, not a curated record
GCUGAGCCGAGCCGAGCCAAACCAUGCCGAGCUGAGCCGUGCCGUGCCAAACCGAGCCGUGCCGAGCCAGGCUGAGCCCGGCUAAGCCGAGCCCCGGCGCGGCGGUUCCUGCGGAGCUGUCCAGCCCUUGCAGCCCUUCCCGGCGCUCCAUCCCGCAGCCCGAGCCCGCCAUGCGGGAGCGAUGAGCGCAGCCGCCGCCCGGCCAUGGAGGAGGAUUUGUUCCAGCUGAAGCAGCUGCCGGUGGUGAAGUUCCGCCGCACGGGGGAGAGCUCGAGGUCGGAGGAGGAGGAUGGAAUUUCGGGAGAGCACGAGGUGCAGAUCGAGGGGGUGAGGACGGAGCUGGAGCCCGUGGAGCUGGAGGAUGGAGCUGCGGUGCCCAAGGAAUUCGCCAACCCCACGGAUGAUACUUUCAUGGUGGAGGAUGCAGUGGAAGCCAUUGGAUUUGGGAAGUUCCAGUGGAAGCUCUCUGUCAUUACUGGAUUGGCAUGGAUGGCAGAUGCCAUGGAAAUGAUGAUUUUAAGUAUCCUUGCUCCUCAGCUGCACUGUGAGUGGCGCUUACCCAGCUGGCAGGUUGCAUUGCUCACCUCGGUGGUGUUUGUGGGAAUGAUGUCCAGCUCCACCCUCUGGGGAAACAUUUCAGACCAGUAUGGGAGGAAAACAGGCCUGAAGAUCAGCGUGCUGUGGACACUCUACUAUGGGAUCCUCAGUGGAUUUGCUCCCAUUUACAGCUGGAUCCUGGUGCUGAGGGGCCUGGUGGGCUUUGGCAUUGGAGGAGUGCCUCAGUCGGUAACUUUAUAUGCUGAGUUCCUUCCAAUGAAAGCCAGAGCAAAGUGCAUUUUAUUAAUAGAGGUGUUCUGGGCCCUUGGGACAGUGUUUGAAGUGCUCCUGGCAGUGGUGGUGAUGCCCACGCUCGGUUGGCGCUGGCUCCUCAUCCUCUCUGCCCUCCCACUCCUGCUCUUUGCUGGCCUUUGUUUUUGGCUGCCAGAAAGUGCCAGGUAUGAUGUUUUAUCUGGGAACCAGGAGAAGGCUCUGGCCACCUUGAAGAGGAUUGCCACAGAAAAUGGAGCUCCAAUGCCCCUGGGAAAACUGGUGGUGUCCAGGCAGGAGGACAGAGGCAAAAUGAGGGAUCUUUUCACUCCCCAUUUCCGCUGGACCACGUUGUUGCUCUGGUUUAUUUGGUUUUCCAAUGCUUUUUCAUAUUAUGGGUUAGUUUUAUUAACUACAGAGCUCUUCCAAGCAGGAGAUGUUUGCAGCAUAUCCAGCAGAAGGCAGGAAGUGAAAGCCAAGUGCAGCCUGACCUGUGAGUACCUGACAGAGGAAGAUUACACUGACCUGCUCUGGACAACCCUCUCAGAAUUCCCUGGUGUGUUGGUGACCCUGUGGAUCAUCGACCGCAUCGGCCGCAAGAAAACCAUGGCCCUGUCCUUCCUUGUCUUCUCCUUCUGCAGCCUCCUGCUCUUUCUCUGUGUUGGAAGAAAUGUUCUUACUGUGCUGCUCUUCAUUGCAAGAGCUUUUAUUUCUGGAGGAUUUCAGGCUGCCUAUGUUUACACUCCUGAGGUUUAUCCCACAGCCACACGUGCUUUGGGCCUGGGAACGUGCAGUGGAAUGGCCAGAGUGGGAGCCCUCAUAACCCCAUUCAUUGCACAGGUGAUGUUGGAAUCUUCAGUCUAUCUGACCCUGCUGGUUUACAGUGGCUGCUGCCUGCUGGCUGCCCUGGCCUCCUGCUUCCUGCCCAUCGAGACCAAGGGCCGUGGCCUGCAGGAGUCCAGCCACAAGGAAUGGGGCCAGGAGAUGGUGGGCAGAGGAUCUCAUUCCCCAGGGGAAUCACAGGAAUGAUGGGACAUGGAAACCUGCUGGAAGAAUGAAGGAUAGGAGCAAGAUGUCUCACAAAACCUCCGAGCCUGAAGCAUGGAAAGCUGACCACCAUCACUGCCAUCCUCACGUGUCAAACUGCAGGAGGUUGGGGUUGAACCUCAGCAAAUUGUGUUUUCUGCUGAUCUUUGCUCACCCUCAUAAAAACUUUUUUGGAUGGAGAGGCCUUUGAUCCAGAUAUCCUUGGAGGUUUAGCAGGAAGGGUUUCUCUUCAGUCUGUCGUGCUUGCAUGGUCAGCUCUUCAGCUUAAAAUGUCCUGUGCCAAGCAAAUGCCAAGUGACUGCAGCCCAGCAUAAGCUGUCAUUAAAAUACUGAGCUCUUGAUGCCUAAAACCAAGAGGUUCAUCUUUAGUGUGGCCCUGGCCUGGCACAGGGUGGAUUCCAUCCCUACCACUAUGGAUUAAAUGCCUGCCUUGCACUUUUAGCCAUCAAAACCAUCACCAAAAUGUGAUUCUGUCAAACCAACCCAAGCUUUCCAGUUGGGUUUUGUUUCUGGAGAGUUGGAUUGCUUGGAAAUUGAUUUCUGACUGUUUCUGCCAUCCCAGGUGGGUAUGGAGCAGGGAGGGUGGUGUUUGCUGCAGAGCUGGGACCUUGUAGCAGAAAUGCAAACCACAGAGUCAUUGAGGUUGGAAAAGACCUCCAAGCUCAUCGAGUCCAAUGUGUAAAUCCUCAUGUUUUGGAGCAGAAUUGGACUUCUCUGGUAUUGCCAGGG